Molecule: messenger RNA, 3681 nt
Organism: Didymodactylos carnosus
Lineage: Eukaryota; Metazoa; Rotifera; Eurotatoria; Philodinida; Philodinidae
Source: the annotation of a GenBank genome assembly
AUGACUGAUAAAGGGAAAAAACAACAGAUUACAAAUUGGUUUCAAAAAUUGACGCCAACGAAUGAUUCAACUCGAACUCCUGGUCGAUUGCCCACAAUGUCGAAAUCACCAUUAGUGGCGACUUCAAAAUCGGAAAAAAGUGCAAGAACAAAUUUGAGUGAUAUUUAUAGUGCAACAUCACCACCACGCAAAAAAAAACAGGAUGUAUUAAAUACAUCAGAAAAAAAUGAACAAACACCAAUAAAUAAGCGAAAAACAUUGGAAGUUUGUAAUUCUGAUGAUGAAGAAGAAAUCCCAAAGAAGCGACAACGUUCGCGUAUGCAUGUCAUACGAUCAGAUGAUGAAGAGGAAAAUCGUGAAAAUCAUUCAAAAAAUGAUUUAAUGGAAUGUGAUUCACCAUCAACACCAUCAUCAAAAACGACAAGAAAAACACCAUCCAAACGAAAAACAACGACAGUGAAAACUACAAAAGACGACGAUGAUUAUCAAUUAGAAGAAGAUAGUAUAGAAGAAGACGGUGGUGAUGAUGAUGAUGAUGAUGAUGAGAAAGACAUGGAAGUUGAUGGUGAUAGUGAGGCAGAAAACGAGAAAAAAUCACGUAAAUCAAGGCCAUCAACAGUGAGUAAAUCGAAAAACGUUGCUACGGACAAGAAACCAAAAGAAAAAGGUUCUACCACUGAAAAUGAUGGAAAAUUUAAACAUUAUCAAUUAGAAUGGUUACAAGACGGUAAACGUCAAGAUGCAAAUCGUCGUCUUCAUACAGAUCCAAAUUAUGAUCCAAAAACUUUAUACGUGCCUGAAUCAUUUUUGAAUAGCAUUACUCCGGCAAUGAGACAAUGGUGGGUACUCAAAACUAGUUAUUAUGAUACAAUAUUAUUUUUUAAAGUUGGCAAAUUCUAUGAAUUAUAUAAUGAAGAUGCAGUCAUUGGUGUUCAGCAGCUUAAUCUUUCAUUUAUGAAAGGUGAAACUGCUCAUUGUGGAUUUCCAGAAAAAGCCUAUAGUAAAUUUGCUGAUAUGUUGACAUCAAAAGGCUAUAAAGUUGCACGAGUUGAACAAACUGAAACACCGGAAAUGAUGAAAACAAGAGUACAUGAAACAAAAAAGUCGACAAAAUAUGAUAAAACUGUUAGACGUGAAAUAUGUCAAAUAACAACACCUGGUACAAAAACAUUCAAUACACUUGAUAAUGAAAAUGUUUAUCGUGAAAAUCAAUAUUUAUUAUGUCUUGUUGAACGACCAAUUCAAGACAAUAAAACAUUUCAAUGUGAAUUUGGAAUUUGUUUGGCUGAUACGGCAGUUGGACAAUUUUAUAUUGGUCAAUUUGAAGAUGAUCGUUAUUAUUCUCGAUUGCAAACACUUUUAGCUCAGUAUCCACCCGCACAAAUUUUGUGUGAAAAAAAUAAAUUGUCUGAGAAAGUGAGAAAAAUAUUAUUGUUGACACGUGCAAAGAUGGAAUAUUUAAUACCAAAUAAAGAAAUGUUUGAAUGUGCCAAAGCUGUCGAUGUAUUACGUGAUGGGAAUUAUUUUACAAAUGAAAAGGGUGAUAUUCAUUGGCCAGACGUAUUCUCAGAAAUAUUUAAUGAAGGCGACAAAUAUGGUUUACAUGUUCGUCAAUCAUAUCAAAUGGCUAUAAGAGCACUUGGCGGUUUAGUGUGGUAUUUACAAUAUUGUUUAAUUGACAAAGAACUGUUAUCGAUGAGAAAUUUUUCGAUAUUUCGACCGGCUGACAAAAAUAUUGAUCUUAAAGAAGCAAAUGGUAUUCAACAAAAAAAUAUGAUUUUGGAUGCAACAACAUUGUUUAACCUUGAAAUAUUGUGUACAAGCCGUGGUAAUAAAGAUGGAUCAUUGUUACAAGCAGUCGAUAAAUGUUCAACUCAUUUUGGCAAACGAUUAUUAUCACGUCUAUUAGUCAAUCCACUAUGUCAAGUGGAAGAUAUAAAUGACCGUUUAGAUGCAAUUGACGAUUUGCGAAUAAAAUCUGACUUAUGUGCGAAAAGUCGUGAUAAAUUAAAAAAUAUUCCGGAUUUAGAACGUUUAUUUUGUCGAAUACAUACACUUGGUCAUCGACCAUUGAAUGACAAUCAUCCAGAGAAUCGUGCCAUAUUGUACGAAGAAAUUACAUAUAGUAAACGGAAAAUAAUGGAUUUUUUAUCAUCAUUAUCUGGUUUAAAAACGGCAAAUGAAUUAAUAAAAUUGUAUGAAAAAUCAAAUUUCCAAUCCACCUUAAUUCAUUCAAUGACAAAUCGUGUUUUAAUCGACGAUGAAAAUUUACAUUUAUUAUCAACAUGUUUUCCUGAUAUUGAUGAAUUAUUAAAAUUCUAUGAUACGGCAUUCAAUCAUAAACAAGCGAAAGAAGAAGGAUGUAUUACACCGGUGGCAAAUGUGAAUGCAGAAUUUGAUCAAGCUAUUAGUGAUAUUAAAGAUAUACAAAAGGAACUUGAUGAUUAUUUAAAAGAACAAAAGAAAACAUUGAAAUGUCAAACAGUUAAAUAUGUUGAUGUAUCAAAAACACGUUAUCAAUUGGAAAUUCCCGAUUUUGCAUGUAAAAGUCUUAAUGCUGAUUAUGAAAUACAAUCAUCAAGAAAAGGUUUUAAAAGAUAUCAUACAAGCGAAAUAUCUGAUUUAUUGUCAAAAUUAGUUGAAGCCGAAAAUAGAAAAGAUAUUGCUUUGAAAAGUACUAUGAGUAGUUUGUUUCGUCAUUUUGAUAAACAUCAUCGUAUAUGGAAUCGUGUUUUGCAAUGUGUUGGUAUGUUAGAUGUACUUUUAAGUUUAACAGCAUAUAGUGAAUCAAGUACAGAUAUGUGUCGACCAACAUUAUUAAACACUGAUUUGGACUGCAAUACACAACCUUUUAUUAAUAUUAAAGAUGGAAAACAUCCUUGUUUGGCAAAUAAUUUAGGGUCAUUUAUUCCAAACGAUAUUGUCCUUGCUGAUAAAUCGUCUGAUCAAAGUUGGCAAACAAAAUCAGUUGUGUUGGUCACGGGUCCGAAUAUGGGUGGAAAAUCAACACUCAUGAAAGAAACUGGAGUGUUAGUCAUUUUAGCUCAUUUGGGCAGUUAUGUUCCUGCUUCAUCGUGUUCAAUGACAGUCUGUGAUCGAAUAUUUACUAGAUUAGGUGCUGCUGAUAGAAUCAUGGCUGGUGAAAGUACAUUUUUUGUUGAAUUAAGUGAAGCAUCAGCUAUCAUUCGACACGCUACGAAUCAUUCGUUAGUUUUGAUGGAUGAAUUGGGAAGAGGAACAGCUACAUUUGAUGGUACAGCCAUUGCUUGUUCGAUCGUUCAUGAUUUAUCUAAUCGUGUUAAAUGUCGAACAUUAUUUUCCACUCAUUACCAUACAUUAGUGGAAGAUUUUGCCGAACAUCCAAAUGUCGGUUUGGGCCAUAUGGCUUGUAUGGUUGAAACGGAAUCGAAUUGUUCCACAGAUGAAACACCGUCAAAAGAAACGAUUACAUUUUUGUAUAAAUUUAUCAAUGGCCCAUGUCCAAAGAGUCAUGGUUUUAAUGCAGCACGUUUGGCUAAUAUUCCAGAAAAGGUCGUUCAAUUAGCACAAAAGAAAGCAUACGAAUUUGAACGUUGGAUUACAUUAAAACGUUUAUUGUCACAAUUUAAACGUAGUAGUACAACUCAAGUCGAUGAUGAUAUUUUAAAAAUAAUUGCAAAUUUGAAAAUAAAUAUUUUAUAA